Tilletiopsis washingtonensis is the source of this 1477-nucleotide messenger RNA. RefSeq lists its product as hypothetical. The transcript has a single exon. Gene Ontology annotation, molecular function: zinc ion binding. The coding region runs from base 96 to 1154 and encodes 352 amino acids. NCBI's taxonomy places the organism in Eukaryota, Fungi, Basidiomycota, Exobasidiomycetes, Entylomatales. The record is from RefSeq and is a predicted model, not a curated record.
UGCGGUGCGGGGAAGGGGAGGGCUGUGGGACGAGGAGAUGCGGGGAAGCAGAGCUGGAUCGCGCUGCUUAAGAACCUGACGGCGAGCGGCCGCGCAUGCAGCAGCGCAUCCGGACCGGCGCCCGCACGAGCGAGGCGCGCGAGAGAGCGCCGAGACAGCGGAGCUGCAGCCGUCGGGUGGCUGUCGCGGCAGCGGCGCAGAGGAGCGCGCGCUCGAGGAGGAGGCGCGCCGCACGCCAGGCGUCUGCGCAGAACAGCGGCGCUCGCGGGGCCGAGCAGGCGCGGGCAUCUGCGGCGCUGCAGCAGCAUGCUGCUCGACGGCAUCCGGCGCUUUCGGCGCGCAGCCCGGAGCCCCGCGCUGUCAUGACGCAGCAGCGCAGGCCAAGUGCCUCUCGGCCUUGCUCUUGCAUCUCAGCCUCUCCGCUGCGCUCUGGAGCAGCAUGCAGCCACGCGCUGCAAACACGAGAGAAUGCCGAGCGAGGCACGCUAGGCGAGGCCCUCCGGCCAUCGCACAGCAGCGCCGCUGCGCUGUGCCGUCCUCGCCGCACGCAGCGCAGCUGUGAGCGCAGCAUCAGCAUGCCUCCUGUGUACCGCAUACUAGCUUCUCUCGAUUGGGCCUGCGCCGGCGCGGGCGCCGUGCAUGUGCGGGAUGCAGUAGAGCUCAACACCAUGCGCAGCAUCAUCUGCGCCGCAGUUACGCCCGCCAAGCUGCGGGGUUGGCGCGGCGUACCUGACAGGCCAGCACGCUCGGCCAUGUGCAUGGCCGAUGUACAGCGAGUGUGUCGCGACGGCGGAGGAGCAGCGACGCGGGCGGCGCGUGUGCUGUCCUGCAUCUCUGCCGCUGGGAUCCUGCGGCGGGGACGGAAGUCAGGCGCAUGCGCAGCCUCGGCAUUCUCGUCUGUGCCGCAGCAGCAUCCACGCGGCAGUGCCCGGGCGCCAGGAUCUCCGGCGAUCUCCUUCGGCAAUGUCGCCCUCGUCUCGCCAAGGCAGUGGGCGAGUGGCUUGUCAGGCGCAAGACUGCGGAGAGAGUGCACAGGAGCAGUGCAGCAUGGCGUCAUGCACGCGCGUGCCUCGUCCUGCUGCUCCUGUCGCAUCCUGCCCCAGAUGGACGGCGAUGCAAGAUGCAACUCCUACUCCCCGCCUCGGGUGCUGUGACGCUCAGCAGCACUUUCAGCGGCGUGACCCCGAGGUCGCCUGCGCUCAACAUGCGGGGAACUUGUUCCUCCGCGCAAGUGUUGCUCGGCAGCGCAGGCAUACAGGGUCCGCAUACGACGACAAAGCCGCAGCAGCCGCCACGAGGAACGUCCUUCCAACUCCCGCACUCCCGCGCCUCCUGACACAUGAGAAUUGCGGCCGUUAGCCGCUUCGUCCGGCCGCCACGUGCCUGAGCUAAGGGCAGGGCGGUGCCUGAAGACUGAAGCCACGGCCUCGGUCUUCUCUGCCCUCUCUGCAGGCGACGCUGCGUCCACGCGCUCUCU